GAAAGUUCUCACCAAACGGUCUCAACCUGAGACCUUUUACAUCUUCAAGUCAGUUUUGGCUCCUGUCUUAGCUGGACCAAGAAGCAAACAGGUAACCUCAGUGAUUGAUCUUCGCACUCCUCUCGCUCUCGGCGAGGCCGAUCAUUGAGGAAAGAGAAAACCCAAGGAGGAGCUGCCUGAAUCAGUUGACAGUUCUUGUUUUUGGGACAAAAUAGUCAGUCUGACCGUUUCUCUUACAAAUCGAAAGCAGGGGCGAGGUGAUUAGAAGGUAGCGAUUUCGAACGAGCAAAGAAGUUAAGCAUCGCUUCCUUCCGUAGCCAAAGAUUGCAGGAAUGGAACCUGCCCAAGGAAAGUCGACCACGAGGGAUUACGAGGUGUUCUUGAGCUUCAGAGGGCCCGACACUCGCUUAACCAUCACCGACUCUCUCUUCGCGGCCAUGGUCCGGGCCGGGAUACGCGUCUUCAAAGACGACGAAGAGCUCCGCGUUGGGGAAGAGAUCGGAGGCGAGCUUCUGAGAGCAAUCUCCAAUUCGAAGAUCUACGUACCGAUCUUCUCUAAAGACUACGCUUCCAGUAAAUGGUGCCUCCGCGAGCUAGCGUACAUGGUGGAGUGUAGGAAGAGAGGCGAGAAAGCGAUCUUGCCCAUCUUCUACGAGGUGGAUGCAUCCGAUGUUAAGCUCAAAACUGGAUCGUACGCGAAGGCCCUACAAAAGCAUGAGCGAGAGUCCGGUGAAGAUGUGGCGAAGCGGUGGGAGGAGGCCCUGAGAGAGGUCGCCGGAAUCAAGGGAUGGAAUUUAAAAGAUCACGGCCAAGAUAAACUUACAGCACUUGUUGUGGAAGAAGUUUUCCGUAAGCUGAGACGGCCAACGCAGAGAGACUGGCGUGAUAACUUGGUGGGCGCUCAGGAUCAGAUGGAAGCUGUUAUGGAGCUGUUAAGCCAAGGCACUCCCGAUGUUCGAUUUGUGGUGAUUCACGGCAUGGGCGGUAUUGGAAAAACAACUCUUGCUAAGGCCAUUUUCAGGCGCAUCUCUUCUCAGUUUCAAUGUUCUAGCUUUCUUUCAGAUAUCCGUGCGGACAAUAUUGUGAGUCUGCAAAAGAAAUUAUUAUGUGACUUUUUCGAUAUAAGACGUCUUGAUACUAUGGAUGCUGACGAGGGGGUGGACCUGAUUAAAGGAGUACUCAGUGAUAAGAAAGUCAUCCUUGUUCUUGAUGAUAUGGACAAGAGGGACCAGCUCAUGAAACUGGCUGGAAAGUCUAGUUGGUUUGGGUCGGGAAGCAGAAUUAUCAUCACAACUAGGAACACCUAUUUCUUAGCUCCCGAAACCGACACCCUAGAUCACGGUAUCGUCCCACUUGGUCACGGAGAUUUCCAUUUUUAUGAAAUGAAGGAAAUGCAGUUUGGCCAUGCUCUUCAACUAUUCAGCAAGCACUCCUUCGAGAGAGACUCACCUCCACAUGAUUACACCACUAUUUCAAGUAAAAUUGUCAGAAUGACUGGAGGACUACCAUUGGCUCUUGAAGUCAUAGGUUCGUUACUCCAUUCGAAAAGCAUGGAAACAUGGAAAGACACAUUGAAGAAGUUGAAGAAAGUGCCCAAUCAAGAUGUCCAGCAAAAGUUGUUGAUAAGUUAUGAAGAAUUAGACUACGAUCAACAACAAAUUUUUCUGGAUAUUGCAUGUCACUGCAUUGGUGAAGAAAGAGUCCCUGCAUAUUACAUGUGGAAAGCUUGUGAGUUUUUUCCAAAAACUGGACUCAGUGUCCUCAUCCAUUUAUCUUUGAUAAAAGUCAUCAAAGAUGAUAGGCUACGGAUGCACGACCAGCUCAGAGAUCUUGGAAGAGAGAUUGUCCGGCGAGAAUGCUUUUCAUCUCCUGGAAAGCGUAGUAGGUUGUGGUGUCCGACGGUCGCCUUAGAUGUGGUUCGAAAUAACCUGGGAACAGACAACAUUGUAGCACUCAAACUCAUAGGACUUGCCGACGAGCAUAAUUUUACGAGUGGCGAAUUUUCAAGGCUGUCUAGUUUAAGGUUCCUUGAAUUGGAUGGGGGAAACUUUGUUGGAGACUUUAAAAACCUUCUCUCAAAUCUAAAAUGGCUCUCUUGGCGCCGUUGUCCUUCAAACCUACAAGCCACCGGUUUAUGUCUAAGGAAGUUGGCCGUUCUCAAGAUUUCAGAGAGCGAUAUUACUGAAGAUUGGAAUGGAUGGGGAUCGUGCAUGGUGAAUGAUAACCUGAAAGUUAUAUAUCUGACAAGCUGCUAUUAUAUAAAGAGGACACCCGACUUCUCCAAGUGCAUGAAUUUGAAAAAAUUGGUUCUCAAAGGUUGUACAAGAUUGGAAGAAAUCAAUAGCUCUAUCUGUCAGCUGGGCUGCCUCAAGCACUUGGAAAUCAGUAAGGAGGGUCGUGUGUCGUCGAAAUAUGUUAAGGCUUACAUGGAACCCUUUUUUACUGUUCCUCUGUUAUUAGACUCGAUUGGUGGUCUGAAAUCAUUGUCAGUGCUGAAGGCGGAAAACCUGCAUGGUGUUAUAGAACUUCCGCACUCAGUAGGAGAGCUACAGGGUUUAAAGCAUCUGUCUCUACGUGGUUGUACGGAGCUUGAAAAGCUUCCGAGUUCCAUUGGAGAGUUGAGAUCGCUCCUCUGUCUGGAUUUAUCUCACACUUUUAUUAGGGAAUUGCCAGAUUCCAUUGGAAGACUAGAAUCACUACUCAAAUUGGAUCUAUCUGGAACACUUGUUGCAGAAUUACCCAAUUCUAUUGGCAAUCUUAGACGGUUGGAGUCCAUGUGUUUGGAUGAGACGAAGAUAAGAAAGCUACCGAAGAGCAUAUGGGCUCUGGAGAAUCUUGAGGAGUUGAGCGCCAGAGGUUGUCGAAAUCUCGAGGGCAAAAUUCCAAGUGAAAUCUCGGGACUGUCCCGAUUGAAGAUUCUGAACUUGUCCAGGAGCAAGGUUAGUGAACUGCCAAUGGCAAUCAAUCAGCUUUCUAGUCUCCAAGAACUUAUUUUAAAGGAUUGUCGCGGGCUUGAGACGCUACCAGAUCUCCCAACAAGUUUAACAAAGCUAGAGUUGUCAUCUUCAUCGUUGCAGGCAGUACCCGACCUCUCGAACCUCACUAAUUUACAUCAUCUGGACAUAAGUGAUUGUGCUUUUGAUUAUAAGUUAGAUGAAAGAACGAAAGGAUGUAUUCCAAACCCGAACCUCGAGUGGCUUGGAAGGCUCCAUAAAUUGCAGACGUUGAGACUGGUUUUUUCCCAAUGCAACUUCCCUCCGACUGACUUGAGCUCCUUUUCCCAGCUCCGGUCACUUAAAAUAACUUGUCCCGAUCCACGGUCUCUGAUACGGCUUCCGUCCAGUUUAGAAGUCUUGAGCCUAGAAGAUGUGAACACCCCAAUAGAAUGGCCAAUGUUUCCCAACCUGGGAAAUUUGUCCGAAUUGAAGCUCACUGGAUGUCGGUUAAGAGAGAUUGAGUUUGGAAAUGUGCCUGGACAGCUAGGGAACCUCCAGCGACUGCAGGUGCGCAAGUGCGAGUCGCUCGUGAGGCUAUCGAAUCUAUCAAGCUUAAAGGAGCUCCGAGUGCUGAGCGUGGAGUACUGCCCGCAAUUAAUUGAGAUCGAAUCCCAACCAUCAUCUUCUUCAACUGGAGAUUGCAGUUCCACGGAAAGGCCCACUCCUGGUACGCUGAAGCUAGAGAAGCUCCACACUUUGAGAGUCUACUUUUGUUUUUGGGUGCGCAAGUUGCCCGAUAUACCAAAUUCAUGUCAUGUCGAGGUUUGCCCAGGGAAACAUGUAAGGAGGUCUGGAAGUGGGCCCGUCUUCUUAGAAGAUUAUUCCAGGGAAGUAUGA
Rhodamnia argentea is the source of this 3833-nucleotide messenger RNA. RefSeq names its product disease resistance protein RPV1-like. Gene Ontology annotation, biological process: defense response; signal transduction. The transcript has 5 exons. Gene Ontology annotation, molecular function: ADP binding. Bases 333 to 3833 code for a protein of 1166 amino acids. Lineage: Eukaryota; Viridiplantae; Streptophyta; Magnoliopsida; Myrtales; Myrtaceae. The record is from RefSeq and is a predicted model, not a curated record.